AUGGAGACGGAGAUCAGGGCCAUCAUCCCGAACAUUGACCCGGUGGUGUCGGAGUACUCGGUGGGCUACCUGACCCAUGCCUCGACGGCGUGGUCAGGCGGCAGCGGCGACGACGGCGAGGAGGAGGCCGGCGGCGGCGAUGCAGCGCAGCCACUAGCCGAUGCGGCGACGGCGGUGACAGACCUGUUGCUCUCGGCAGCGGGCGACACGGCCAGCACGGCACAGCAGGACAGCAUCAGCAAGCUGGUGGCCAAGUGGGUAGAACGAUAUGCAGAGGAGGCAACGGGAGCCAACGGACGGCGAGGGGCGCCGUCAGCGGUACGGCGGCUGGACCAGACGAUUCAGGUGAGCGCGCAGCGCAACAUGUCGUCGACGCUGGCGGUGGCGACGGGCGGCAGCGUUGAUCUGGAGUCGGUCAACGCACGCAAGGUUGAGUCCAAGGUGGACCGGCGCAAGCUGGAGAAGGCAGAACGCAAGAUCGCGGCCAAGCAGAACAAGAAGACGUACAAGACGGUCGAGUACGAGGCGUCGCGGCUGCUCAACCAGCAGGACGAGGCGCAGUCGUACGAGGACUUUUACAUGGCCGUCAACCCGCUGCAGCUCGGAGCAGCCGGCGAUGCCUCAGCCGGCAAGCCCAAGGACAUCAAGCUGGACAACAUCGACGUCACCAUUGGCGGGAUCCGCAUCCUGACCGACACCAACCUGGCGCUUUCGUACGGCCACCGCUACGGUCUGGUCGGCCACAACGGUGUCGGAAAGUCCACGCUGCUGCGGGCGCUGUCGAGACGCGAGCUAGCAGUGCCGCUGCACAUUUCGAUCCUGCAUGUGGAGCAAGAGAUCACGGGUGACGACACGUCUGCACUGCAGGCCGUCCUCGACGCCGAUGUGUGGCGAAAGUACCUCCUCAAGGAGCAGACGGUGAUUACGGCCAAGCUGGCGGAGAUCGAGACGCAGCGGGCCUCGCUGGCCGACACAUCAGCCGACGCAGCACGGUUGGACCGUGACCGCGAGGCGCAGGACCAGCGGCUGGGCGACAUCCAGGGCAAGCUGUCGGAGAUGGAGUCAGACAAGGCAGAGUCGCGGGCGGCGAGCAUCCUAGCCGGUCUGGGCUUCUCGGCCGAGCGACAGCAGUUUGCGACCAAGACGUUUUCAGGCGGUUGGCGGAUGCGGCUGGCGCUGGCACGAGCACUCUUCUGCGAGCCGGACCUGCUGCUGCUGGACGAACCGUCCAACAUGUUGGACGUGCCGUCGAUCACCUUUCUCUCGGGCUACCUGCAGAACUAUCCGAGCACGGUGCUGGUGGUGUCGCACGACCGGGCCUUUCUCAACGAGGUCGCCACCGACAUCAUCCACCAGCACUCGCAACGGCUGGACUACUACCGCGGUGCCAAUUUCGACUCGUUCUAUGCGACGCGCGAGGAGCGCAAGAAGACGGCCCGCCGCGAGUACGAGAACCAGAUGGCCCAGCGUGCUCACCUGCAGGCCUUUAUCGACAAGUUCCGCUACAACGCGGCCAAGUCGUCCGAGGCGCAGUCGCGCAUCAAGAAGCUCGAGCGCAUGCCCGUGCUCGAGGCCCCCGAGACCGAGUACAGCGUGCACUUCAGCUUCCCCGAAGUCGAGAAGCUGUCGCCGCCCAUCGUCCAGAUGUCCGAUGUGUCGUUUGGCUAUGGCGGUCCGGGCGGCGUGCCGCUGCUGCGCAACGUCGAUCUCGACGUCCAGCUCGACUCGCGCAUCGGCAUCGUCGGUCCCAACGGUGCCGGCAAGACGACCGUGCUGCAUCUGCUGACCGGCCGUCUGCAGCCUGUCAGCGGGCUUGUGUCCACAAAUCCGCGCCUGCGCAUCGGCUUCUUCGCCCAGCACCACGUCGACGCCCUCGAUCUCACCAUCUCGGCCGUCUCCUUCAUGGCCCGCGAGUAUCCUGGCCGCACCGAUGAGGAGUAUCGUCGCCAGCUCGGCGCCUUUGGCAUCACCGGCACCACUGGCCUUCAGAAGAUGGUCGUCCUGUCCGGUGGUCAGAAAUCCCGCGUCGCUUUUGCCUGUCUCGCCCUCACUAGCCCUCACAUUCUCGUGCUCGACGAACCGUCCAACCACCUGGAUAUCGAGGCCAUGGACGCUCUCGCCGACGCCCUGCGCUCCUUCGAGGGCGGCGUCCUCAUGGUCAGCCACGACGUCACCAUGCUGCAAAACGUCUGCACCAGCCUCUGGGUCUGCGACGGUGGCACCGUCGAGAAGUUCCCCGGCGACGUCCAGCAGUACAAGAAGCGCAUUGCCGCUCAGGCCAACGCUGCCGGCGUCGUCAAGGCCCACUAG
Messenger RNA from Grosmannia clavigera kw1407, 2310 nucleotides. Its product is annotated as translation initiation regulator. The record is from RefSeq and is a predicted model, not a curated record. The coding region runs from base 1 to 2310 and encodes 769 amino acids. Gene Ontology annotation, molecular function: ATP hydrolysis activity; ATP binding. Lineage: Eukaryota; Fungi; Ascomycota; Sordariomycetes; Ophiostomatales; Ophiostomataceae. The transcript has 2 exons.